GCCAAAAGCCUGGAGAUGUUUUUCUCGGGCUACCCCAGGAUCGUCGGCCUGUCGUUUUUCCCCAGUCUGGUGAGGCUGACUCUCGUCAGGCAAAACAUCCAGAAGAUUUCUAACCUCGAGAGCUGCCUGCUCCUCAGAGAGCUUUGGCUGGCUGAGUGUUGCUUGACGAAAAUCGAAGGUCUGCAGCAAUGCAUUCAUUUGCAAAAGCUUUACCUUUACUGCAACAGGAUUUCGACCAUUGAAAAUCUGGAAAAUCUGACAGAACUGGAGGUUGUUUGGCUGAACGGGAACCAGAUUAAAGAAAUCGAGGGGUUGUCCACUUUGCGGAGUUUGAAGGAACUCAACCUUGCUGGGAACUCCAUCAGUAAAAUUGGACACUGCUUGGAUCCCAAUGAAGAAAUAGAAAAGAUAAACCUGUCCGGGAACAGAGUGUGUUCCUUCAAGGAAAUCACCAAUUUGGCAAGACUGUGUAACUUAAAAGACCUGUGUCUGAACGACCCCCAGUACGAGCCCAACCCAGUUUGUCACCUCUGCAAUUACGCAACGCAUGUUCUGUACCAUAUCCCUCAGCUCCAACGGCUCGACACUUACGAUGUCUCUUCAAAGCAGAUCAAGGAGCUGGCCGAGACCACCGUGAUGAAGAAGGUGAUGUACUACAACAUGCGCAUCAAGAGUGUCCAACGGCAGCUGGAGGAAGAGCUCGAGAAGCUCAGAGAAAGGAAAUGCAAGCUGCAGAAGCUACCCGAAGAGCAGAUUAAGCAUUUCCACUGCCACAUCAAGCACCUGGAACGUGAUCUGGAGGGCCUGCAGACAUCUGGCAGAGGACAGACCAGCCUCUCCAGGAGCUUCGAAGGGGAAAACUCGAAUGGGGACGGUGAAAGUCCCAACGAGGCCAGCGAGGAAGCCAGUCUGGAGAGGCAGCUCCUGCAAAAAUUGGACUGCCUCAAAAAAAGGAUCGCCUUCUGGAACAAAAAGCUAGAGGAAGUUGAAGUGAUUUAUCAUCUGGAAGUCAAAAAGAAGAAGAAAGCCAGUAAGCUGGCUGUGCAGUUUUUGCUGACCGAAUUGGAAACGGUGGGAAACACACGCUUCGAAGAAGGUUCACCGAGUGAUCCCUGGUUUAAUUCCUGCUAUGACUUAAUCCUCUCCCGGUUUUGCGCCUGGGACUUCAAACCGUACGGGAUAACAGGAGUGAAAGUUAACCGCGUCAUCAGGGUACACAACCGGAUUUUGAAGAUGAAGUUCGAGGAGAAGCUCCAGAGGUUCUUGGAGGAAGAAGAUUUAGGUGACUCCACAAAUUACAAGAAGAGGCUAGAAUAUCUCUUCUAUGUACUGAACCCGGAAGUGCCCUUGAAGAAAAAACAACUGAUCCAGAUCCUGGAGGAAGGCUUUCAGGACGCCCGGAAGGUGCCCGACAGUGAAGAAGCCGUUUCCCUCUCCAACAGCCUCAGUAUCUGCGAGUGCCCCCGAAUCGAACACUUCCAAAAACAAGCCAAAAGCAAAGGGGACUUUGAGGAGUCAUUUAGGCCAGGGAAGCUCAUCAUCUCAAAGGUUUUUCUCAGGAACAGUGUGCAGGCUCGCGGGACAGAGCCGAUCCUCCGAGCCAACUUUCCCGGGGUCAAUUCCGUGUACAGGCCUCGCGGCCUCCCCCCAAACACGGCUUCUGCCGCUGGUAAUGGGACCAUGGCUUCACCGGAGAAACCAAAGGAAGUCUGUUCUUGCCUGGACUUCAGGAACUGUGACUGCAGCCUCCGGCAGUGUGAGUGGUUUGUGUUCGAUCAUGACUUGGUUUUGCCAGAAUACGUCGUUGAGUUUGAGUUCAUCACGUUGGUCAAAGAGGAGACUCUGUUCUCUUCGUUCAGCAACGUGAUUUCGGAGGAAGGAAGGAGAAAUUCGGCAGGCUUCAUUCUGAAUCGGGACCUGCAAUGUGAUGACCGGGCUUUGAACAUGGAGCCUGUCAUGAAGCCGAAGCCCAAAAUAAUUUGCUUGGAUGAGAAAACCAUUUUGGCGGUGGCCAAGGCCAAUGUUUUUAGCCGGAUAACGGUUCUGAACUUGCACGGAAACCGUCUGAGCAAGCUACGAGACAUUUCCAGGCUCACAGCGUUGCAGAAGCUGAUUGUCAGUUUUAACGAAUUCACUUGUCUGGAUGAUGUUUAUCACCUGCCAAACCUGGAAUAUUUUGAUGCCAGCCAUAACCACGUGAUCACUCUGGAGGGCAUCAGAGGUCUAAACAAACUGAAGCAUUUGGAUCUGAGCUGGAAUCAGCUGAAAAAGACAGGGGAAGAGAUCCAUGUUUUACGGAGAAACACGCCCACGGUGCUCACUCUGAAUAUCAAGCAUAACCCAUGGCAUAAGCCAGCUUCCGUGCGGUUGAGUGUGAUCGGCCAGCUGAAGACGCUGACACAUCUGGACGAGGUCUUGAUCACCGAGGAUGAGGCAGCCGCCGCCGCCCAGUUCAUAGCAGACUCCAAAAUUUCUCAGGUGUCUCUGCUGGAGCAUUCGAGGACGGAUACGGAGAAGAUCCGUAUCCUCAGCGUGGUACCGCAGGCCAAAAUCCUGAGCCAAAUGAGUAAGAAUAAACUGGACAUACUUCAGAACAACUGGUUUACAAUGAUAACAGCGUUAGACCUCGACGGGCAACAUCUCAGCAAAAUCAGUCAUUUGGAAAAACUGGGGAAUUUGCGGUGGGCGUCGUUUAGCAAUAACAACCUUACAAGAAUUGAAGGGCUGGAUUCUUGUCUCAACCUGGAAGAGCUCACGUUGGACGGGAACUGCAUCUCGAGCCUUGAGGGUAUUUCAAAACUCACCAAACUGACACGAUUGAGCGCCAACAACAACCACCUCAGCAGCCUAGAGAGGAACCUCUUUGACAACUUGGUGCACCUUCACUAUCUCUCCCUCGAGAACAACCGGAUCACGUCGCUGGUGGGCUUGCAAAAAUCCUAUGCUCUCGUCGAACUCUACAUAAGCAACAACUACGUGUCAUCUAACCAAGAGAUCUACUAUCUCAAGGGACUGAACAACCUGGUCAUCCUCGACAUGUAUGGAAACCUGAUCGUGUGGAAGCAAGAUAAUUACCGGCUCUUUGUUAUUUUCCAUAUCCCGUCGCUGAAGGCCUUAGAUGGUGUUGCAGUGGAACCGCCCGAGAUCGAAACCGCAAGAGAUUUAUUUGGCGGCAAGCUGACCGCCGAUAUGGUUGUCGAAAGACUGGGGCACUCCGACUUCAGCAAGAUGCAAGAGUUAAACUGGACGGCCUCUAUGAUCAGAACGAUCGAUCUCAUGCCGCCAGACCAGUUUAAGAACAUCUCCAGCGUGAAUCUGCAGAACAACAAUCUCACCAAUUUCAGCGGUCUGAUCUUCCUUCCGAAUAUCAAGGUGCUGUGCCUGAACUACAACCACAUCGAGUCCAUCCUCCCCAGAGCCAAGCCCCCAAACCACCUAACGAACCGGCAGCUGCUGCAUCAGAAGGUGACGUCCAGCGGCUACGGGCAGCAAGGGGCUUCCAAAGCCGGCAGGGACGGGGGACUGAGCGAGAGCCUCCCACCGAUAAUGCAGAGCUUAGAAGUCCUUCAUUUGGGCUACAACGGAAUCACCAGCUUGGCCCUCCUGCAGAUCAGCAGGCUCAGAAACCUGAAGUUCCUCUUUUUACAAGGCAACGAAAUCAGCCAGAUCGAAGGGCUCGAGGGCCUACACCUUCUGCAGGAGCUGGUGCUGGAUCACAACCGGGUCAAGACGAUCGGCGAGAACUCCUUUGCCAAGCAGAACUCCCUGCUGGCUCUUCACCUGGAGGAGAACCGUCUGCGCGAAGUGAACCACUUGCAGUCCUUGGUGAAGCUACAGAAGCUUUUCCUGGGUCUUAAUAAAAUCCAGGAGCUGUCGGAACUUGAAAGACUUGACUGUCUUCCUUGCCUUAAAGAGCUGUCAAUAUAUGGAAACCCAGUGUCCCGCAAGAUCUGCCACCGCCCCCUACUGGUGGUCCGCCUGCCCAGCCUCCAGGUCUUGGAUGGCGUAACGAUCAGCUCGGAAGAGAGGGCGAGAGCCGAAAUCCAUUUAUUGGAACAGCAAGCCCUGUCUGUGGCAAACUCGCCGAUCGAUUGUGCGUUUCCCGGACUGCAGAGCAUGGUGCCAAAGCCUUGUGCCAUGAGGGUAACCAACCUGGGCCUGCUGGCCGGCAUCAACCAUUUACAUGGGCCGGAGUUUGCCAUCUCUCAGACGGUUGACGACGCGACAGGGAACGAGACUAACAAAAGUGAGAAACCUAAGAAUGCGGGACUGGGAGCGAGCAAUCCACGGAGCAUCCAUGCAGAAAUAGCCAUCAGGCAAGCCAAAGGGGCCUCGGCGACUCUUCCGAGCCAUGGGACGUCGCAGAGCGGUCCUUCCCGAAUGACCUAA
Molecule: messenger RNA, 4389 nt
Organism: Gekko japonicus
Lineage: Eukaryota; Metazoa; Chordata; Lepidosauria; Squamata; Gekkonidae
Product: leucine-rich repeat-containing protein 9-like
Exons: 30
Coding region: 16-4389 (1457 amino acids)
Molecular function (GO): protein binding
Source: RefSeq, a predicted model, not a curated record